Molecule: messenger RNA, 1119 nt
Organism: Tribolium madens (black flour beetle)
Lineage: Eukaryota; Metazoa; Arthropoda; Insecta; Coleoptera; Tenebrionidae
Exons: 5
Coding region: 101-844 (247 amino acids)
Source: RefSeq, a predicted model, not a curated record
GUAAAAGCGUUUGCAGUGGUGGGAGCCGGGAGGUAGGAAAAUUUCCCUUUUAUAAAGGAGCUUAUAUCGAAGGUGUGUGUCGAUUUAUUUAUUUACAAACAUGAAGUAUCUUGUGGUGUUGUGUGCUCUUGUCGCGGCUUCCCAGUGCAAAGUUUUGCCUGAACGCGUCACGAAUAUUUUAUGCAGCCGAAAUGACCCCGAUUACAACGCUUGCACUCGCAAAGCCUUCGAAAAAUCGAUCCCUAUCCUCGUCAAGGGAAUCCCCGAAAUUAACAUGCCCCCAAUCGACCCCCUCGAACUCCCCUUCAUGUCUGUGGACCGGACCAUCAAUGAACUCGUCAGCAUCAAAGCCGUGAUGAAAAAUAUCAAAGUUCUCGGAGCCAGCAACAUCAUAAUCGAGGACACAAAAGCCAACCCUCAUAAUUACACCGCUGAAAUGAGAAUAACUCUGCCUUGGACUCAUCUUGAUAUGGAUUAUGAUGCGGUAGGACAACUUCUUAUCAUACCGUUGAGGAGUAAAGGAUUUUUCAGUGGAAACUUCACCAACACUCAAAUAUAUGCCAAGGGAAACCUCAAGCUUGUUGACAAAAACGGAGUCAAGUAUUUCCAAGUUGAUAAGUACAACAUGAAAAUCAGGGUUGGAGAUGGCGAAAUCAAACUUAUUGCUGAUAAUCCCGAUCUUCAAUUUGGAGCCGAUCUCAUUGCCAACUUCUACAAUGAAAACCCACGUCGUGUGAUGGACGCCGUGAACCCAAUCUUCGUAGAGACUGCUACAGAUUUAUACAGAGUUAUUUUGAAUCAAGUGCUGGCCACAAUCCCCGCCAAAGAAUUGUUACCCGAAUAAGAAACUAAUUUUUCAUUUUUUUCUCUGGUAGUUUUAGUGUUUUUAUUCUAUGGAAGGUUUAAAUGUUAAAUGUAGAAAUUGAGAGUCAAUUGAUAAAAUAGUUCAUAAUGGACGUCUUCUGAAUUCUAAAAAUAAUUUUGUUUAAAGUACAUUUUUAUUAAUGCGUUUUCAAAUUUAAUAAAUUUGAACCAUUUUACUUUUACGUGGUACCUACCUAAUAACUUUCAAGAUUUGUAAAAUACUUAUGUACUUAAUAAAUGGUUAGAACUGUAAAA